CAUUUACGGCGUAAAAUUUAUGGCGUGCAUUAUUGCACGCCAUAAUUUUUACUCUUUUACGGCGUGCAUAUUUUACGUGCCGUAAAUAACCUUUCUCGUUUAGUCUUUUACGGCGUGCUUUAUAGGAGCGCCGUUAAAGUGUUUAUCAAUUAGUCUUUUAUGGCCCGCGGAAGGCGCACGCCAUAAUUGUAUCAUGCUUUUACGGCACACAUAUUGUGCAUGCCGUAAAAAUAGCUAUCAAAAAAGUCAUUUACGGCUCGCACAAGAAGCAUGCCGUAAAAAAGGAUUCUUAAGGCGCGAAAUUUUCCCUAAAAAUUCUGACUUCCCUCUCAAUUUUCUCUUUCCUCAUUUCUCGACUUUCCCAAAAUUUUCUUUCUUUCCUCAGUUUUCUCUUCUAAGAAAGCCUUACCCAGUUCGCAGAGCCUCAAACCUCUUCUAAUCACUUACCUAAUGGCAAAAAUCUCAAACAUCGUCUAAUCACCCAGUUCUCAAGCUGCUGCAAAAAUCUGAACUCUUCCCCGAGUUCUGCUCUUGGGCAACCAGUUAGAUUUCGUGACCUGUGCCGUUGUGUGUUUGGUCGAGGACAAAGAUGGGUGUCUUAGAUUGUGAUUUCUAAUCAUAUAUUCAGGUAUGGCCAUGUGAUAUUGUGGAUUCAUAUAGAUUUUGGUAUAUUUGCUUGGGUUUUUAUAUCAAAAUUGAACUGGGUGUGUCUAAAGUGUUGGAUUUAUAGUUGGGUAUUUCGUAAUCUAAGAUAGGUGUUUGAUUGAUUUGUAAAAUCUGAAACUUUUGGUUUGAUUGAUCAGUGUAUUGAAUUAGUUUCUGAGUUCAUUUGGUCGUUGGAAUUGGAUUUGCUUUGAAAAAUUAUGGGGAGAGAGAGAGGCCUAUGGAUUUUGAAAAUGGGGGAAGACCCAUUUGUGAAAAAGUGCUUUCUCAUUCGUAGAAGUUAGGCAAUGUAUAAAGGGACAUUGCUUUAUCUGCUAAGUGAUGGCAAUGCUUGUGAAACCUUGAACCUUUUUCAAAUUUACUCUGAGGCCUUUUCUUCUUUCUUAUGAUGUGUGUUGAUGGUUGGUACGUGUUCUGUGAUGUUUUUGAGAUGUGGGUAUAAAGGACUAUGGUUGUUGAGCAACUUAGGGGUUUUGGUCAAGGGGUUUUGAGUUGAGGCAGAGACUGGUGUUGAUUAUUGCUCCACUUUUUAAAAAGAAGCAAUGGUCAAUUAUUAAUAUGGGCAACUAUAUAUAACGAAAGGAAAAGGCUAAAGUGGGUGAAUUAGUACCUCUACACCAUCUUCAAGAACAAAAGCCAUACCAUAUCUAAGGAUAGAUGUAUUACCAUCAUACAGAUCUGCAGAUUGUUGUCAAAUAAAACAGCUACAUUUCUUCAACCCUUGGAGAUAUCAACAUUGACAGUUCAGUACUAGCUAGAGUUGGUAGCAGAGCAGCUUUGUAUGCAAUGAAGUAUUAAAUGAUCUGCUUUUCGUGAAAUGCAUUUAGCAUUAGAACGUAGCCCAAGGAAAACGAAGGUGAAACAAAAUGGAUACAGAAUGGGCACACUGUAAAAACAGCAAUCCUAGGGCCUUUUAUGAUGGAGCGCGAAAGUUUGUUACUAGUAUUCAUGCAAGUAAGGGGUACCCGAAGAGGAUCCAAUGCCCUUGUAGUGGCUGUAUAAAUAUCUGGUCCCAUCCACCUAAUGAAGUUUUAGAUCACUUGGUCUCAAAUGGGUUAUAUGAAAGUUAUAGUAACUGUACUUUUCAUAGGGAUGAGCCGAACACUUCUGUACAACAAGAAAUGGUGAAUAACAUGGAGAAUUUAGAGACAUAUAGAAUGUACAGAGAUGCAUAUUUAGAUGAUGAAUUUAUGGAACCUGCCCCUGAACCAAUAGAGCCUAAUGUUGCAAAUUUAGUUUCCGAAGCAGAACUUCCUUUAUACACAGGUUGUCCUUCCUCAAAGAUGUCAGCAACAGUAAUGUUUUACAAGUUUAAGGCAAGGAAUAGUUUAUCUGAUAGUGGCUACGAUGAACUUCUAGAGAUGGUUCGUAGUCUUCUACCUCCAGAUAACAUACUUCCUAGUUCUCUAUAUUCAACAAAAAAAUUACUCAAAGCAUUUGAUCUAGGGUAUGAGAAGAUUCAUGCUUGUGUUAAUGAUUGUUGUUUAUUUAGAAAGAGUCUAGAGCACACAGAGACUUGUCCUAAAUGUGGUGCCUCUCGGUGGAAAGUAAAUAAGCGCACCCAAAAGAUUGAGAAAGGAGUCCCUGCAAAGGUCUUGAGAUAUUUUCCUAUAAUCCCUAGAUUUAGAAGAAUGUUUAAGGAUUCUGAAAAGGCAGAACAGCUUACAUGGCACCACACUCAUAAAAGUCAAGAUGGCAAGAUGCGUCAUCCAGUUGACUCACUUGCAUGGAAGAAGAUUGAUAGCAAGUGGCCUUCAUUUGCAGAAGAUCCUCGUAAUCUUAGACUUGGUCUUUCAUCCGACGGAUUUAAUCCGUUUGGUGAUCUUAGUUCCCGAUAUAGUUGUUGGCCUGUGAUCUUGGUUGCAUAUAACCUCCCUCCAUCCUUAUGCAUGUCCAAGGAACAUUUAAUGUUGACAUUACUAAUCCCCGGUCCUAAGCAACCGGGAAAUGACAUUGAUGUGUACUUGGAACCCCUUAUCGAAGAUUUAAAAGAGUUAUGGGUCAAUGGGGUUACUGCAUAUGAUGCAUUCACCAAGUCUACCUUCAACUUGAAAGCUAUAAUGAUGUGGACAAUAAACGAUUUUCCUGCUUAUGGGAAUUUGUCAGGAUAUUCCACAAAGGGAAAGAAAGCGUGUCCAGUAUGUGGUGUUCAAACAUCCUCUCAAUGGCUGCCAAAUGGAAGAAAGCAUGCAUAUAUGUGCCAUAGGAGAUUUCUUGCACAUGAUCAUCCAUAUCGGCAUAACAAAACUUGGUUUAAUGGAACUGAGGAACAUAGAGUGAGGCCUAGAAAGCUAACUGGUUCAGAGGUAUUUCAAGUGGUGAAGAAUAUUAACAAUAAUUGGGGUAAGGAGGCUAAGUGUUGCACAAGAAAAAAGAAAAAAAAGGUUGGCAGCAGUAACAAUAGAAAAAGGAGAAGAACUGAAGGUAUAAAAAGUUCAGUCAAUCAAAUGGAGGAUGAUUCCUACGAUAAUUCAGAUGAUGAUGGUGAUGAUGACAGUGAGGAUCCUUUAAAGCCUUCGAAGAGAUGGAAGAAGAAAUCAAUGUUUUUUGAGUUACCAUAUUGGGAGACUUUGUUAUUGCGACACAAUUUAGAUGUGAUGCACAUUGAAAAAAAUAUAUGUGAGAGCAUCAUUGGCACUUUACUCAACAUGAAGGGAAAGACAAAGGAUAACUUGAAUUGUCGGAAAGAUUUAAAAGUGAUGGGUAUUAAAAAGAAAUUGCACCCAAAAGAAAAUGGUUCCAGCAACUCUAAAAGUGAUGCAGCACCUUACGUGCUUUCAAAGAAGGAGAAGAAGAUAUUUUGUAAGAGGUUAGCCAAGUUAAGAUUGCCAGAUGGGUAUUGUUCCAAUCUUGCAAAUCGUGUCUCUUUACAAGACAACAAGAUCAUGGGUUUGAAGUCACACGAUUGCCACGUUUUGAUACAACAGAUUCUUGCAGUAGCUUUAAAAGGACUUCUGCCUAAAGGACCAAGAAUUGCAAUUUUUCGCAUGUGUUCUUUUUUCCAUCAGUUGUGUCAGAGAGAGAUUGAGAAGAAAACUAUAGGUGUUCUUGAUGAAGAAAUUGCAGAAACUAUGUGUAUGUUUGAAAGGUUUUUUCCUCCCUCCUUCUUUGACAUUAUGGUUCACCUACCGAUUCACCUUGCACAAGAAGCUCUAAUUGGUGGCCCUGUACAUUAUCGUUGGAUGUACCCCUUCGAAAGGUUUAUGAAGGACCUAAAAGGAUAUGUCAAAAAUCGAUCAAACCCUGAAGGAUGCAUUGCAGAAAAGUAUUUGGCUGAAGAGAUGACACGUUUUUGUAGUGGAUACAUUAAAGGAGCAGCUGAAAUAGGUGUUCAAACUAGACGCAAUGAGGAUUUUGAGCAUGAAACAAUACUAGAAGGGCAACCACUUGGUGAGGGGAAGAUAAAAGUGUUCAGUUCUUCCAUGCUAGAGAUUGCUCAUCGAUUUGUGUGGACAAAUAGUUCAGAAGUUGAUCCAUGGAGAGAACUACACAGGGAAGAACUAAAGUGUUCUGAUACACGUCUUGAACAAGAUGAAAACCUUCUUGAACAGAGACAUCUUAGUACUUUUAGUGGAUGGUUAGCUGAUAAGGUUAAAUUUGGUGAUUCUAGAGAUAUGUCAGAAACGGUGAAAUGGAUUUCUUAUCGGCCAAAAGCAGAUGUGGUAUCACAUACAGGCUUCAUUAUCAAUGGAAAUCGAUUUCAGACUGAGGACAGUGAGAAAAGUACACAAAAUAGUGGUGUUUUUGUUGAAGCAGACACUAUGUGUCGAGCAAGUGCAAAGGAUAAUUUACAAAAGAUGGAUAGAGUCUCCUACUAUGGUGUUAUAAGAGAUAUAGUUCUACUAGACUAUCGUCAAUUUCAGGUCCCCUUAUUUGAUUGUUAUUGGGCUAACAUAGGGACCGGUAUCAAAUUGGAAGAUGGUUUUACAUUAGUGAACUUCCACAAGGGGCAGCAUCAAUUUGAUAGAGAUCCAUUUAUUUUUGCUUCCCAAGCGAAACAGGUUUGUUAUUCAAGAGAGAGUGACACAUCGAAUUGGCAUGUUGUACUCAGAGCACCGCCAAGAGGCUUUUUUGAGAAUGAUAGUGUUGAUGAAAGUGCUUACAUGCCAGUAGAUGUAUCACAGCUAGACCUUGACGUUGAGGAUGAAGAAUGUGAUAGAUAUAAUAAUGAGGAAAUCAAUUCGAGUGACGGUGACUGAAUAACUCAAAUUUCACUGAAGCAUUGAUAUAAUCUAUCAGCACAGCAAUCUAAGGAACAUAUUCAGCUGAUCCUAUAAAGUAUGGAUGGAGGAGAGACUUCAAAACAAGGUGGAAAGAGAGCCAAAAAGCAGGAAAAAGCUGCAAGAGCAGCUGCUGUUGUUGCAGGCAGGGAAGAAAGGAAUGAAUCUUUGAGAAU
Molecule: messenger RNA, 5059 nt
Organism: Rosa chinensis
Lineage: Eukaryota; Viridiplantae; Streptophyta; Magnoliopsida; Rosales; Rosaceae
Exons: 10
Coding region: 1530-4862 (1110 amino acids)
Source: RefSeq, a predicted model, not a curated record